Molecule: messenger RNA, 1014 nt
Organism: Magnusiomyces paraingens
Lineage: Eukaryota; Fungi; Ascomycota; Dipodascomycetes; Dipodascales; Dipodascaceae
Product: mitochondrial 37S ribosomal protein mS38
Exons: 2
Coding region: 1-1014 (337 amino acids)
Biological process (GO): mRNA processing
Cellular component (GO): mitochondrion
Source: RefSeq, a predicted model, not a curated record
AUGCUAUCAAAACAAGCACUAGCUUUGAGGCUUUCAACGGCUUCAAAGCUUGCUCUUAAAACGCCUAUCAACUCUUCUGCUCGCCAACUCUCAUCCUUAUCCACCCCUUCUUCUUCCCCCGUUUCUCAGUAUGGCAGCUCCAACUCUUCUGCAAUCACCCAGCACCGACGUCGUAACUCUUUUUCAUUAUCUAUGAAGCUGGCUCAUACUGGUGAUGCCCUUCGUCAUAACUCGUCUUCAGCCCCUCCUGCUUCUUCUAAUAAAAAGAUUCUCCCAACAUCAACUAGAUUUUUUGAGAAGAACUCGGUUCCAAAGGAAAUGUCUGAAGAAGAUAUUGCUCUCGAUAUGUUUUUUUCAGGCUAUAGACCACUUUUUGUUUUUGAUCACUUUCGUCAGAAUGCCCAGCGGGCCACUACUGAAGAAGAAAACCAAGAAUACUUGCCAUGGGAUGUUUCUGUUUCUGGGUUAUCGAUUAAUCCAGAAAUGAAAAACAUUCCACGCAAAAUUGUUCGCAACCUUGUUCCUUACAACCUCCCUCCCACAGAAAAGGAGGCUGAUGAAAUUGAGGCUGUCCGUCAAGAAAGAAUGGAACGUCGCAUUGAAAGUAUGAAACUUGAACGUCAACGCCUUUUGGGUUCUACCGGUGGUCUUCUAGAUGACGACGUCAAAGUUAUCAGUGUGGAGAUCAAAUCUAAUAAUGGAGAAAACAAAAUUUUUGGUGAUGAUACUGAGGUUUCUCUUUAUGUUGAUGGAGAGCUUUCAUCUGACCCUGAGGUACUUAGAUAUCUCGAUAGAUUUAAGGGUGUUUUGCAAGGUGCUGAGGAAGCCUUUUCCGCCUCUUCAGUUGAACUGGAGGAAACACCAUAUAUCACUGAAUCCCCGGCUUCUAAAUCAUAUGGCCGAAUCAUCUACGCGACUAGCGUGAAAAGAAAGAGAAAACUUAAAAUGAACAAGCACAAGUUGAGAAAGAGACGGAAAUUGCAGCGCGCUCAAAUGAGAAGACUCAAGCGAUAA